This is a messenger RNA of Fimicolochytrium jonesii, 1220 nucleotides long. RefSeq lists its product as uncharacterized. The record is from RefSeq and is a predicted model, not a curated record. The transcript has a single exon. Bases 104 to 1018 code for a protein of 304 amino acids. NCBI's taxonomy places the organism in Eukaryota, Fungi, Chytridiomycota, Chytridiomycetes, Spizellomycetales, Powellomycetaceae.
UCGUCCGCAGAAAACUCUAGUAGCUCGUGCAUGACGCCUCAAUCCUCUCAAUCCCCGCUGCACGAACGAUAUUCAAAACCCUCGAUAUCGACUCUUCGGCGCAAUGAUAGUCAUCCAAUACAUCCCAGAAGAGCCGGCCGACGUCCUCGAAGCCAAAUACAACUCCGCCUACCACUCCGACAUGAACGAAAACAUCCCCUGCGAACUCGACGGCAUGGACAGCUGGUUCUCCCCCAAACUCGGAACACUCAUGAAAUCCUCUCCUUGGGGCCGGCUGGAGGUCGGCGGACCGCAGCUGGCGGACCUGAUGGAACUCUCGCUGUUGGCCCAGUUUAGGACAUUGAAGGAUACCCUGUGGGAGAGCGAUGCCGUCCAGGAUGUUUGCGGAAAACUGCAGGCCGUCAUUGACGAGCAUCAGCGGAAUACGCCCGGAGAAUCAAAGGAGAUCUUCUGCCGACUCAACGAAUGCAGCAUGAAAGGCAACACCGGCGGCGACGUUGUGCCCUUCCGCACCGCGCGAGACAUCAUCCGCGCCUUUGUCGAGGACCUCCGCGUCCACCAAUGGUUCACCUCUAACCGCAUCACGCGCACCGCCUUCCAUCUCAGUGACUUCGAUCCCGCGAUCGACAUCAAGAAGGAGUACAGGGUGUUUAUCUACCGCGGCCGCGUCACGGCGAUCAGCCAGUAUCGCUGGUCGAGCUGCUUCCAUGUCGCAAAUGAUGCGCUUAUGACUGCGAUCGCGGAGUGCAUUGUGGGGUUUGUGGAAGGGAAAGUUAUACCUGUGCUGGGGAAGCCGGAAGCGUCGUUUGUGGCGGAUGUGUUUGUGGAGGAUGAGGACCCGCGGCAUUUGAAAUCGUAUUUGAUUGAGAUUAACAAGUUUGGGGGGCAGACGGGAUGUGGGAGCGCUUUGUUUCAUUGGAAGAGGGAUGAGGAUCUCAUAUAUCGGGCGAGCGGCGAGGAUGUUGUCAUUCGGGUUCUCGUGCCGACUUUGGCAAAUCAGGAGACGUCACCGUCAUGAAAAAGGCUAUCGGACGAGUAGAGUAGCUUUCUCCAAGGGAUUUUGGGUUCAAGGUUUCAUCUGUUCUAUGGCUGCAAAGCAGACAGAGCCCUACCGUCGUCGCAUGGCGUCCCGCUCGGGGGAAACCCGCAGGGCUCAUAUGACCAGCGGCCGCGACCGACAGUGGCUCUUCUUCCUUCGUUCCCUUAUACUGCCUCCACCG